Prunus avium (sweet cherry) is the source of this 3621-nucleotide messenger RNA. Lineage: Eukaryota; Viridiplantae; Streptophyta; Magnoliopsida; Rosales; Rosaceae. The record is from RefSeq and is a predicted model, not a curated record.
AAGCAACGGGGUUGCGGGUUUCCAAUUUCCGCUCACUGUGAAAUCGUUAUGUUAGAAAUUGAAUUUUACAACGGAUAGUAACAAACUGGCAGUAGAUGGAGGCUUACAGAGGUCUCCUGUUCCCAUUAGGGUUUCUGAUAAUACUAGCCGUUGCGACUCUCUCUCACGGAGAAUCGUCGACGUGCUUGACGGUCUACAAAGAAGGCGGUGCUCCGGCGGUCUUCCAAUCCCCAAAAUGCCCUCGCUGGACGCACUCCGAUUAUGCUUCCUACUCUCGAAGCACCUCGCGCUGUCAAACCGCCAUGCUUAAAGGUCGCCGGAAGUCCCUCGAGGAUCGCACCCUCUGCGUCCUCGACCUUCGCAUCCCCUUCCCUGGUAAAGCAGGGGUUAAGGAGGUUACAGUUGGAAUUGUUGCUGUUUUCGAUGGUCAUAAUGGGGCUGAAGCUAGUGAGAUGGCUUCGAAGCUUUUAUUAGAGUAUUUCGUUUUGCAUACCUACUUUCUCAUCGAUGCAGCAUACUCUGCUAUCUUGAAGAAAGGCUCGGGAAGUUUGCAAACUAGUGCAGAACAUCAUUCUAUUUUUCAACGGUAUAAUUGGGAUGGCCUACUCAAUUGGCAUGAAUUGGAUCUUGGAAGGUUUAAGCAUUCAUUCCAAGCAAAUUUUGACGAUUCUUUUCACUUUGAAAUUUUGAAAGAAGCAUUGUUGAGGGCAAUACAUGAUAUAGAUGCAAAAUUUUCGAUGGAAGCAUCUAGAAAAAAUCUGGUUUCUGGAUCCACAGCUACGAUUAUACUACUUGCUGACGGUCAAAUCUUAGUUGCAAAUAUUGGAGACUCAAAGGCUUUAUUGUGCUCAGAAAAAUUUCAAUCUCCUGCAGAGGCUAAAGCCACUUAUUUAAGAUUAUACAGGCAGGAAAGGCGUAAUGGUGCUAUUUCACGCCUAAGAAACUAUAAAAACUUGGACUUGGCUUCCUCCACUGGAGUGGUGCAUUUUUCUGUUAAGGAAUUGACAAGAGAUCAUCAUCCUGACAGAGACGAUGAAAAAUUACGGGUGGAAACUGCCGGUGGCUAUGUUCUUGAAUGGGGUGGUGUGCCUCGAGUGAAUGGUGAGCUGGCUAUUUCCCGAGCUAUUGGUGAUGUCUCCUUUAAAAGUUAUGGGGUCAUAUCUGCACCAGAGUUGACUGAUUGGCAACCCCUGACUGUAAAUGAUACUUAUCUGGUGGCUGCAUCUGAUGGAGUUUUUGAGAAGCUGAACGUGCAGGAUGUUUGUGAUUUGUUGUGGGAAGUACGGAGUUAUGAUUCUGGGAGAUCCGAGCUCUCUUCCUCAUGUUCAUACUCAUUAGCUGAUUGCAUAGUGAAUACUGCAUUUGAAAAGGGCAGUAUGGAUAAUGUGGCAGCUGUUGUUGUUCCGUUGGUAUCUACUGGGUUUUCGGAAAGUUUGUUGAAGGAAAGGUCAGUUGGAGAGGGAGACAUAAACUACAAAGCAUCAGGACUUCAGUCCACCCAUGAAGGAUCAGCUAAUGACUUCUCUUAUGCCAUAAAACAAUUGGAGUAUGCUCAUCCAGUGGUUUCCAAGUUUGACAGGUUAUUGGUACAAGGAAAACACGGUUAUAUUGGCUGUUUUAUUCUGUCUGAGAACCUUGAUGAACAUGCAGAGUACAUGUUGCAAGCAAAGGAUGAGCAUGAAGGUUAUGUGUAUGACCUGCAUCAGGCUCUUCCUGAGGCCGUUAGCCAACAGUUUGGGGGACCUCUAAAUUUGUACCAUGACCAGAAUUUUUGCUUGCACCUUGGAAUUACUGUUGAUGCUAAAGAUCAAUGCUUAAAUCCUGAAGGCUUUGCCAGUUUCCUUGCUUUGCUUGAAUCAAUUCCUUUCCAUGAUGCUGGCUCAAAUAAUGGAUCAUUUGAAUAUUCAAUGCCAGACAGGAGGUAUGUACUAAAAAAGAGGUUUGGUCGUGGAUCGUAUGGUGAAGUAUGGCUGGCUUUUAAUUGGAACUAUCAUCAAGGCAGCAAUAUGUCAAAUUCAAGUGGGAAAAGCCUUCCUGAUGAGAACUUGCUCAUUUUAAAACGCAUAAUGGUGGAGAAAGGGGCUGCUGUUUACUUAAGUGGUUUACGGGAAAAGUAUUUUGGGGAAAUUUUUCUGAAUGCCUCUAAUCGUCUUGGAGGUUCUCUAUCAGCUGGAAUGUCAACCUCCAUCUUGAAUGAAUCACAGUUUGAUUUCUAUGGCUUGUUAGAAACAACUGACCCAACGGCCUAUGAAACAGGAAAUAGUUGGACUUCUGAAAACUUGUUUGAAGAAAAAUUUCAUGGAGGUUUCUAUGAAGAAGGGUUGGACCAUAUUGCUAGAUACGUGGAGUCUUUUGAAUCUCAAGCAAAUGAAAUAUGGCUUGUAUUUCGUUAUGAGGGCGUGUCUUUAUCAAAGCUUAUGUAUACUGUGGAAGAAGAGACUAAUGCAGAUGAAGAAAAAGCUGAAAAAGCGAAUCAUGUCCAGAUGCUGCGUCCAUCAAAAUGGUGGCAUUGGUUGAAGACAACAAAAGCAGGACAGGAGCAAAUGCGCAGUCUUAUAUGGCAGUUGUUGAUGGCAUUGAAGUCCUGUCAUGACCGAAAUAUUACCCAUAGAGAUAUCAAACCUGAAAAUAUGGUGUUAUGCUUUGAAGAGGAAGACACAGGGAGAUGUCUGAAAGGAAUUCCAAAUGGCGAAAACUUCACCACCAAAAUGCGGAUUAUUGACUUCGGUAGUGCAAUGGAUGAGUUCACUCUAAAGCAUUUAUAUGGGUCUACUGGACCAUCCAGAGUUGAACAGACUAAUGAAUAUACUCCCCCUGAAGCCUUACUUCAUUCUAAUUGGUACCUGAGGCCCACCAACACAACAUUAAAGUACGAUAUGUGGAGUGUUGGUGUUGUGAUGCUAGAGUUGAUCUUAGGAUCACCAAAUGUUUUCCAGAUUAGUAGUCACACAAGUAUUCUUUUAGACCGGCAUAUAAAGGGAUGGAAUGAAGGCUUAAAGGAGCUUGCAUACAAACUUAGAUCAUUCAUGGAGUUGUGCAUCUUAAUCCCUGGGAGUUUCUUACGACAUCACCGAACAACGAGCCAAGCUGGAGCAUCACCGGCUUCUUGGAAAUGCUCAGAAGAGUUUUUCUCCCAUCAAAUAAAGAGUAGAGAUCCGCUUAAGUUAGGCUUUCCAAAUGUUUGGGCUUUGCGGUUGGUACGCCAGCUAUUACUCUGGGAUCCUGAGGAGCGGUCGAGUGUUGAUGAUGCUUUGCGACAUCCAUAUUUCCAGCCUCCUUCCAGGGAAUGAGUUCAUUGGAACGUUUUACCUACUGAUUUUCCUCCUAGAGACCUUAACUUCCUCGGCAUUAACAAACUCAACUGAGAUAGUACCACCAUUUUGAUGGAUGCAAAAUCUGCACAUGCUUCAGCUAAUCAACUCUUUCUUCAUCGACAUUAGUAUCUUGUUCCGAAGUGUACGUAAUGCUGUCACGAUGAAAUAUACAAACUAGAAAAUUUGAAAGAUUGUACAUAUGUAGCAAAGAUUGUUCAAGUGAAUCUGUGCCUCACUUGCAGCUGAAAUUUUGUUACCAACGGUUGAUCUUAAAGAUCAUUUAGAUGUACAGGUUAUGUUUCUAUCA